This is a messenger RNA of Leptopilina heterotoma, 2052 nucleotides long. Its product is annotated as 2',5'-phosphodiesterase 12. Gene Ontology annotation, cellular component: mitochondrion. The coding region runs from base 176 to 2020 and encodes 614 amino acids. The record is from RefSeq and is a predicted model, not a curated record. The transcript is spliced from 6 exons. NCBI's taxonomy places the organism in Eukaryota, Metazoa, Arthropoda, Insecta, Hymenoptera, Figitidae. Gene Ontology annotation, biological process: nuclear-transcribed mRNA catabolic process, deadenylation-dependent decay. Gene Ontology annotation, molecular function: 3'-5'-RNA exonuclease activity.
AUGUUGAAAACGCGCAGGAAAAACGUGGCCAUUGAGAAAAAUGAGAAAAAUAAACCGAAUUGUAAACGAAAAAAUUAUUUAAAUUGAUUUAAAAAAUGUUAAUGAUCAAUAUGAAUGGAUAGUUCAUGUGAUAAAUACAUAUACAACUAUUAUAUAUUAUAUUCUCUACAUACAAAUGUGGUACACUAGAAAGCAAUUUUUAACCUCAACAUUGUUUACAUCAGCUCGAAUAGUGCAACAAAUUAAUUUUAAAUCUAAUCUUCCAACUUGCAUUUAUAAUAUGGAAGAAGCAUAUUUACGUUUUGGAAAAGGUCAAGAAACCUUUAACUUCACCUUUAGGUAUGUAGAUAAUGAAUUAAAAAUAGAUAGACAAUUCAAUUUCAAUAGAAGAUCAAACGAACCUGUAUCUGCAUUUUUAAAGAGGAUUGACUGUAAUGUGGGUAAAAUUAUUAUUAAAAAAAAGCUACAAAAAUCCAAGGUACAAAAGAAAGCUGAGAAGAAAUUAAAUAAAGAUCAAGAGGCCAAGGAAAAUAGCGAUGAAAUUGAUGAGGACAGAUCAAUUAAAGUGGCUCUUUUAAAAAAUGAAAUAACUGUCGAAGAUGAUACACCUUGUGAAAUUGCUUUCGAAAAUGUUUCUCAAUUGACCUUACAAAUUUCGGAAUCGAAAUUUUCAAUCAAACAAAAUGUACCUUGGAUUGAGGAGAUUUCUCUACCUCAAAGCAUUUUAGUCGGCUUUCCCACGUAUCCAUCUAAAUUUAUAACCAGCUUUACAAACAUCAAGGAUUCAAAGUUUAUGUGGUAUAAGAAUUUAAGGUCAAGUACACCGAAUAAACCUCCCGAAUGGAAGGAAAUAGGAAGGGGCUAUUUUUACAUACCAACAUCGGAAGACAUGGGAUAUAAAUUAAAAUUAGAUUGUAUUCCCGCAAAUGAAGAACAAAGGGGACCCUGCAUGGAAAUAGAGUCACCAAACUUAGUGGAAGCUGGUCCAGGUCGUUGUCCUUUUGAAAGUAGGCAUGCUUUUACGACAAAUCAAUUGUCCGGCAAUAGUUUCAGAGUAUUGUCAUAUAAUCUAUUAGCUGAUACGUACGCCGACUCAGAUUAUUCCAGGGGAGUUUUAUUUCCUUAUUGUCCACCUUACGCAUUGCACAUAGACUAUCGAAAACAACUUUUACUCAAGGAAAUAAUAGGAUUUAAUUCAGACAUAAUAUGCCUGCAAGAGGUGGAUGAUAAGAUAUACACUGCUGAUUAUGAGCCAACAUUGUCCGUUUUGCAUUACGAUAGUGUUUUUAAUCGAAAAGGUGCUGAAGUAGUGGAAGGGCUUUCCACUUUUUAUAAUAAAAAAAGAUUUGAGAAACUUGACUUUAAUUCUGUUAUUAUUAGUGAAAAUUUAAAUUUAGAAAGUUUCAAAUCCACGUGGGAAAAAAUUGAAAAUGAAAAAACAAAAACUAGAUUUAUGGAGAGAAAUACAUCAGUGCAAGUGACAACUUUAAAAUUCAAAGAAAAUCCCUCUGAAAUACUUAUUGUUGGCAAUACUCAUUUAUAUUUUCAUCCAAAUGCCGAUCACAUACGUUUACUGCAAGGUUUCUUUGCAGUGUUGUAUGUCAAACACAUUGCCGAAAAAGUUAAAGAACAGAAUCCUGAUUGUAAUGUCAACAUUAUUUUGUGCGGUGAUUUUAAUAGUGUACCAGAUUGUGGAAUAUAUCAACUAAUGACUACAGGAUUUGUACCUAGCGAUUUUAAAGAUUGGAACAGUUUUCCAGAGGAAGCGGUGACGAAUAUUUCUCUUUCACAGAAUAUUCAGUUUGCAAGUGCAUGUGGCACUCCGGAACACACAAAUUAUACUGUAGAAUUUUCCGGCUGUUUGGACUAUAUUUAUUAUCAAACAGAGCGCCUUGAAGUAGAGCAAGUUAUUCCUAUGCCCAGCAAUGAAGAACUGACUCUACACAUUGCAAUUCCUUCUGUUGUUUUUCCUAGCGAUCACAUUUCCCUGUGUGCUGAUUUAAAAUUAAAAAAUCGUUAAACUGUCAUUAAAAAAAUCGAUCUUAUUAUUAA